Equus quagga is the source of this 1759-nucleotide messenger RNA. It is a transcript of the gene ARHGAP8, whose product is annotated as Rho GTPase activating protein 8. The record is from RefSeq and is a predicted model, not a curated record. Gene Ontology annotation, molecular function: GTPase activator activity. Gene Ontology annotation, biological process: small GTPase-mediated signal transduction; negative regulation of endocytic recycling. Lineage: Eukaryota; Metazoa; Chordata; Mammalia; Perissodactyla; Equidae. Gene Ontology annotation, cellular component: cytoplasm.
GCCCCCCGGGACGUAGCGCGGGCCAGGGGCGGGGCCAGGGGAGGCGGGCCCAGCGGAGCCCAGGUGAGCCUCAGGUGAGCGGCGGCCAGGUGAGGCUGGUGUCCACGGGAGGGCGCCCGCCUGGGCCCGAGGGAGGCGCCGCGCGGGCUCCGAGGCCGUGGGCCGGACGGGCCCCUUGGCAGGACGUCGGGAGCACCCCACGCCCGGACCCCGGAAAGGCGGCAUCGGGGCAGCGUGCCUGGACCGCCCUGGCCACCGGCAGAGCAUGUCCCGGCUGGCCCUGGAGGAGCUGGCCGACAUAGAGCUGCAGAGAGAUGAGGAGGCGGCGGCUGCACUAGGCACAGCGAGACGGCCUUCGGUGGCGCCCGCGGCUGGCCAGGACCCCACGCUGAGCACGAAUCACCCAUUCUACGAUGUGGCCCGACACGGCAUCCUGCAGGUGGCAGGGGAGGACCUCCUGGGAAGACGCGUCGUCACGUUCAGCUGCUGCCGGAUGCCCCCCUCGCACGAGCUCAACCACAGGCGCCUGCUGGAGUAUCUCAAGUACACGCUGGACCAGUACGUGGAGAGCGAUUACACCGUCGUCUACUUCCACUACGGGCUGAGCAGCCAGAACAAGCCGUCCCUGGGCUGGCUGCAGAGCGCCUACAAGGAGUUCGACAGGAAGUACAAGAAGAGCCUGAAGGCCCUGUACGUCGUGCACCCCACGAACUUCCUCAAGGUCCUGCGGAUGCUCUUCAAGCCCCUCAUCAGUCACAAGUUUGGGAAAAAAGUCACCUAUUUCAACUAUUUGAGUGAGCUCCGUGAACACCUCAAAUACGACCAGCUGAUCGUCCCCCCCGAGGUUCUGCGGUAUGACGAGGAGCUCCGGCAGCUGCACAGGGGCCGGCCGCCCCCUCCCGCCAGGACACCACCGCCGCGGCCCCCGCUGCCCACCCAGCAGUUCGGCGUCAGCCUGCAAUACCUCAAGGACAAAAACCAAGGGGAACUCAUCCCCCCGGUGCUGAGGGCCACAGUGACGCACCUGCGACAGAAAGGGCUCCGCACCGAGGGCCUGUUCCGGAGGUCGGCCAGUGUCCAGACCGUCCGCGAGGUCCAACGGCUCUACAACCAAGGGAAGCCCGUGGACUUUGACGACUACGGGGACAUCCACAUCCCUGCCGCCAUCCUGAAGACGUUCCUGCGGGAGCUGCCGCAGCCGCUGCUGACCUUCGAGGCCUACGAGCAGAUCCUGGGCAUCACCAGCGUGGAGAGCAGCCUGCGGGUGACCCGCUGCCGCCAGAUUCUGCAGAGCCUUCCGGAACACAACUAUGCCGUCCUCAGCUACCUCAUUGGCUUCCUGCACGAGGUGUCCCAGGAGAGCAUCUUUAACAAAAUGAACAGCUCCAGGCUGGCCUGUGUCUUCGGGCUGAACCUGAUCUGGCCGUCCCAGGGCGCGUCCUCCUUCAGUGCCCUCGUGCCGCUGAACCUGUUCACUGAGCUGCUGAUCGAGUAUUACGGGCAGGUCUUCAGUGCCCGGGAGGCGCGCGGGGCGCUGGGCGCCGGCUCGGCUAGGCCGGCGAGCCGGGCGGCCCCUUGGCUGGAGGCUGCACCGGAGACGGACGCGCCGCAGGCCCCACUGCACCCGCCGUGCCUCCGCGUCCCCUGAUGGAGGCCAGGAGACCCCUCUAGUGCUGGGCGUGCCACACUGAAGUCUGUCCGUCUGUGCCUCCUGUGCGUUUUGUACACUUGCCAUUAAAUGAACUUCUCGUGAACUUUG